GGCGUGUGGGAGUUGGAUCUCUGUGUGCGGUGAUAGCUAUGGAUGGUGGCAGUUUCACCUCGCAGUUGUACAGCGAAUCGGGAGGGUCGCAGGGCGUGGAAGUGUGUGAGGACAUGAACGUGCAUUUGGAAAGCAACAGAUACCGGGCGAGCCUGUCGGCAACGACAUGGCAAUACGUGCCGGACUCUCAAUUGUCCGGUGACACACGAUCGCAGUUCGUGGCACGAGCCGCGGACCCCCGGGCCGCUUACAUCGUGGGGUCGAUGGACUCAUCAUCGUCCUUUGGCCGGGGGACGUACCCGCCGCAGUCGCAACCUCGCGGCACGCAGCCAUCCAUAGGUGGAACUGCCUUCCAUUCUCCGCAACCAUACGCUGGAAGGGGGGGAUCUUCAAGGACGAACGCGGGGGCGUGGGGGAGUAAUCCGCAGCAGUCGUCGCAACCAUCAUCACACCGGCCGCAAUGUAUGCCGCCUUUAGCGCAGCCUGUUGUCAGCCGCGGCGUUGUGGGUGGUGGCGAGACCUUUGUGAAUGGCAGGUCAUCUCCGGUUGAUCAGGGCUACCGACAACAAACUCCAAUGGGGCCGGGUACCAUUCGAUACGACGAUGGAGGUGCAACUGCCCCUACGCCAGGUGGAGGUGAUCGCCAGCGGGGUAGUGCAAGCCGGGGAGUCCAUACACCACCAUCGGGUAAUUGUCGAUCAAGGGACGGUGAAAGACUGUCCUUUUCGCAUCCGACUGUUGGUGUGGACAGUGUUCCAAGUGAACGACAAGGGCGAAACGUGUCAAACACAGGUGGAACACAAGACACAAGUGCGAGAAGUCGAGAAUGCAGCGUGGAGGACGACGGAAGUGGUCGACCGCCGAAAGAAGGUGGUGCUGGAGAGCGGAAAAAGGGGGGGAAGUCCACGACGGUGCCGAAGAAGAACACCCUGUGGACUCUAGAGGAGCGAGUGUUGUUGGCGAAAAUCAGCGGCGAGGACGAUGCUCUCAUGGCUGAUGCAGAAGGAGUUCAUUCACUCAUGACAAGGGGCAGGCGUUACGAUUGGAUAGCGGACCGCAUGAAGGAGAACGCAUUUGCACGCACAGGAGAAGAUUGCCGAAAGAAAUGGACGGAGCUGCAAAAAAAGGUUCGAGAAAUAAGGGAUGCAUGCGAUGGAUCGGACAAACAGCCAUACUGGGAUCUAACAACGGAGGCGAGAAAGAAAUUGAACAUCCCCAUGACUUUCGAGCGGCCGUUGUGGGAUGCAAUGGAGUGGUACCGCCUGAAGGCUGCUUUCACCAUGGACAACACAAUGGCGUCUGAGGAAUUGAGAGGGAUGGGUUCUGCAACUGCCAGCGAGGCGGGGUCAGAGGGCGGGGGAACAGAGACUUCAGGUGGCGCACCGAAGACUCGGAGGACGGACUCUGGGAAAGUUUGUGGUUCCGAUGUCGGGCAAGGUGUGUCGGCGAUGGCGGUGGCUAUGGAGGACACGAGCCGAAGACUAUGCAAAGGUCUAGACACGGCUGUUGGGACGUUGGCUUCGGCUACCACAGAAGGGGCCGCUUUGAUGGCGGCACGGCUGGGCGACAUGGCAACGGAGAUCGGCCACGUCGCGGGGGCAAUGCGGCAGGGAACUCCGUUUUGGAGUUGCUCGUGGGUGUGAUGGCAGGUAGACGUGGCGGACAACCUGCCGGGGAACAAGGGGGGCGGGGGGGGGGUGACAUGAGCGGUGACAAGGAGCGGCGAAAUCAUAGCCAGGCAAGGUCGGAUGGGAGGGUUGUUUGGGCUGGGGUUCCACCAUGGCCGCGGAUGGGAGUCUGGAUUUUAGGGACAAGACAGCAACACCCCGCACGCUACAUGGGGAUAACACCGAUCCUCAGGAAAAAAAAAUAAAAAACAAUAAAAUCG
Chara braunii is the source of this 1888-nucleotide messenger RNA. The record is from the annotation of a GenBank genome assembly. Lineage: Eukaryota; Viridiplantae; Streptophyta; Charophyceae; Charales; Characeae.